ACAUACAUAUAAAUACUCGUGGAAAUAUGAAAUUGACAUCAAACUGUGUGAUUGAAUUUGUUCGUUGGUGUCGUUAAAUGUGAAUCAUUUAGAGAUCGAAAGAUAUUGCUGAUUAAUCAUGAAAAAUUACGUUAAAGGAUGGUGCUUCACUUCUAUCACUCCAAAACUUCUUCUUAUCGUAAUAUUAUUCAAGACCAUAAUAGCACACGCCUCAAUCCAAAUCCCAAACAAUACUGAUGAUUUCGAAACCAUAAUAUUGAACAACUACCUUUACGUUGAUAAGACGAUGCUUAUCGAAGAGUACAUCAAAUUAUUCACCAAAUAUACCUCAAUAACGCUAACAAUACACAGACCCGAAGGCUGGGGUAAAAGCACGAACAUUAAAAUGCUGGAGAAAUUCUUACAAAUAGAAGUCAACGAAAGAGGGGAACCUAAAUCUGCAAAAGCGACCAUAAAUCCCAAACUAUUCCUAGGAGGUUCGAUCGGAAAUAAUGGCAGAGUCCUGAACCCACUCAAGAUAGCAAAUUCGAAAAACGUCUCACAGCAUUUGGGAAAACACCCGGUUAUACUUCUGGAUCUGAAAAAUGCAACGGGAAACGCUUACGAAGAUAUCGAGCAAAGAAUUAAAUCAAGCGUGAUGGAUGCUUAUCGAGUUCACCGGUAUUUAAUACAUUCGCCCAGAGUCACUGGUAAAGAUAAAUUGCACAAUUACUUAUCGGGAGAGUUCGACGUAGAUGAUCUGAUAACGAGCAUUAACUUUCUGAGUAACAAACUUUACGAGCAUUUCGAGCAAAAGGUACACAUAUUAAUCGAUGAUUACGAUAUUCCUCUAAUGAACGCGAUAAUAUAUAAUCACACGGUUGAUUACCAAGAGGUCAAGAGCUUGCUGAAGAAUUUUUAUGAAAGCACAUUAACAGAGAAUCCAUAUCGUUGUGUUGCCUUGUUAGUUGGAGUACAUCCUGCUCACUUAUCGGUGAAUGUGACAGUUAACUUUAUGUCGAUAUUGUCGAUUAAUCCGAUUAUCGAAUUUUUCGGAUUCACAACGAAUGAAGUCAACGCCCUCAUUGAAGAAUUGCAAAUCGAAACAGAUCUCGACGAAUUAGAGAAUUGGUACGGUGGUUAUUAUUUCGACGGAGAAACUAACUAUUACAAUUGUAGAUCUGUAUUACGAUUCCUGGCUCAUAACGGUACCUUUGCUUAUUACGGGCCUUCCAUUACGACAAAUGUAUGCGAAAUUGAAAGCUGUGACUUGGAAUGCGAUUACACCUACGACAAUGAAGAGACCGACUGCUGCAACAACUUUGACGAUAUUUUUGUGUUACUAGCUGAGCAAACAUUGUUCAGAAGGGUCGACGGCAUAUGCCAUCUGAUAACAUCGAGUUUAAUAAGCGGUAAUCAAACAUACUCAGACGAGUCAUUGCCAUAUGAAUUCUCAAGGCUAAAAUUAUCCUACUUCGGAUACUUGUCUGCGCAUCAUUUGAGCUUAAUUUCGGACGAGCAAGAAGACGCAUCAUCAGACUCAUACUACGAAUACUCGGAAUCAUCGCAAGUAGACGAAGAUGAAUUUCUGGCCUUGAAAAUAAUGCAAUUUCAAUUCUCCGAAUUCUCCAUUCCGAAUAAAGAAGCGAGACACUUUUACGAAUUGAAAGCGUUUCAAUGGAUAUGCUACAUGUUUGAAAUAGACAACGACGAAUUCGCUUCAUUGGUACAAUUUUUAAUGCAAGAUCAAAUAAAAGAGUUUUUAACAAGAACGUCUCAUUAUCUGGCCAAGUUCAAAGUUGAUAAUUAUCUUCAAUCGGCUGAUCAGACAAAUAUCGAAUUAUACCACGCUUUUAUGGCAUCGAUAAAGCACGUAUUAUCAUCAACUCAUACGAUGCGUACAAAUGAAGACGCGAGAGAUGAAAAACAACUCAAUCGUGGGACAUCUCUUUACCAACAAAAUAUGAUUUUCGUUCCAAAAUUUAACCAAAGCGAUACGGUAAUCAUCAUCAAGUACGAAGUGCCGGAAAAAUUCGAAAAACGAGCAGACUUUAACGCAUCAGGUGAAAUUCAGACAUCUAUGGCUGAACCUAACAAGGAAAAAAUGAGAUCUUUUUGCAACAAUGUCACUAUUCCGCAACAAAGUCCUGAAGCUAAAAAAUUAAUUGAAGUGAGUUUAUUUUUUUAUGGCGAUGAAGUGGAAAGUGAAUAUGUGAUAAAAUCGCCUAAACAAUGCAAAGUUGGCGAAUUAUUUGUUUCGAAUACACAACAAAUAAGCGGACAGGAAGAAGAAUUAGGAUUCUAUUGAAAUUUUGGAAUUUUCGUUAUAAACAGUAUUUUUAAUUUGAUACAAUUUUCAAAAUUCAGGACUCUCUGGCAACGACUCUACCAGUGCCAAUUGAUAUUCAGUACAUCAUUUUUUCCCAUAAUUUUGACCCCAUACCUAAUAUAUGUAAAUGUAUUAAUAUUAAUAACUAAGGAAUAAAAUCUCAGGACAAGA
Planococcus citri (citrus mealybug) is the source of this 2479-nucleotide messenger RNA. RefSeq lists its product as uncharacterized. The record is from RefSeq and is a predicted model, not a curated record. The transcript has 2 exons. NCBI's taxonomy places the organism in Eukaryota, Metazoa, Arthropoda, Insecta, Hemiptera, Pseudococcidae. Bases 119 to 2287 code for a protein of 722 amino acids.